Candidula unifasciata is the source of this 2026-nucleotide messenger RNA. Lineage: Eukaryota; Metazoa; Mollusca; Gastropoda; Stylommatophora; Geomitridae. The record is from the annotation of a GenBank genome assembly.
UAAGGCAGCAUGUUUAAGUGAACUUAAUCCUGAAGUGGGGGAAAUGUUGAUUGAUCAUUGCCAAUCUGAUCUAGUUAAACCUUUAACAGAUUUCACUGUUGCAAAGAAUAAUAAUAAAGCGUACACUUUUUCAAUUAAUGAAGAAGUCUUAUCUCAGAAGGUUUUGACUGUAGAUGAAAGCAAAUCAGUUUUGACUGUAGAUAAAAGCAAAUCAGGUUUGACUGUAGAUGAAAGCAAAUCAGAUUUAACAACUGAAAAUAAUGGACCAGGUGUAGAGACUAUGCAACUAACAAAUAACAAUGAUCAUUCAGUGACCCAUUUUAUUAAUUGUAAAGACAAUAGUAAUGUUGACAGUUUAGAUGAGAGGAAUACAGUAAAAAAUAUGAGUAGUGAUGAAAGUAAAUUGGAAGUUCACCUCUUGGGAAAAACAGACACUUCCUUCAUAAAAUCAAAUGGUGAUGCUGAGACUGAUCAGCAUGACAACCCUUCAUUGAAGUUAAGAUUAAAGGUGGUCAGACAUGCAAAUGUCUACAGUUUUAGCAAUAAUGCUCAGCUGCUAGGACCAUCAGAUACCAAUAAACAGAUCAGAGCAUCAGACUCCAUUGGUUGUAAUUCAAGCAAACAUUCAGAUGAAGAGAAUGAUAUAAGUAUGCAAAGUGACUGCACAGAGGCUUCACAGAUCCAGAAUCUAUGGAUUAAAGAUUUGAUAGACUCCACUGAAGAGUCAGAUAGUGACCAAACAUUUUGUUCUACUGACAUUAAUGAUUCAAUAAAUUCAGUCCCUGAUAGGCUCACAAAUUCCCCAGAUUAUGUAUCAGAUAACAAAAAUUCAUUUUUUGUUAGCAACAUAUUAAAGAGUAAUCAAACUCUAAACAGUUCACAAGAACAAACAUCCCUCUGUGUUGAAGGCAAAAGUAAGCAGUGUAUCGUACCAGGCCAGGUCAUGAGAGAAGAACCUGAAACGGCAGGUGUUAUCAAACCAUGCUAUUCCUUUGUACCACUUCGCUCUGCUGCAGUCAAAGCUAUUUCAAAAAUGAAACCAUUGCUAACAUGUGAAACAGAGAGUACAGAUUAUAAUUCCAGAAAUAACUGUAGGGGUAAAAAAUCAGUCCUGAAGCGUAAGCUGUCAUAUUCAAGCUCAAAUCAUAACACAAAUCAGAAAUCCCCAGCCAGUAGAAAACGCAGGAAAUUAUCUGAUCAAAAAUUUGCAUCAGAAAUGUCAAAGUCUGCAUACAUGUGCCAGUAUUGCAUUGACAUCAGUGAAGGUCCCUUGAAAAAAAUUAAAUCUCAUGUUCUGAGCAAACACAGUUCUAUGCCUCCAGUCGUGGUCAACAGUUUUAAGCAACGGCAUCAUAUUAAUUGUCAGUUUUUUGUAUGCCCUUAUGAUUCAUGCUACAAACUAUCAAGAACACAAGAAGAAUCUGAAGCUCACAAGUGCACACAUGAGCAAGCCAAUAUACAGCAGUCCUCACCAGAGUUAUCUGGAAAUAACUUACCAUUUUCUACUAAUAUUAAUGACAUUAAAAAGACAUCAGAUCCUAAACCUGUUCGUGCUUGCAGGGUAGAACUUAAUGUUCUAGAUAUGUCACAAAUAAAUUCUGUUGGUUCAGUGCUAUUUAUGCAGGAAAAGAAAAAAUACCAGUGUUUGUAUUGCACCAGUUAUUAUUAUGAUGAAACAUUACAAGGAAUGAAAGCACACUACUUCCAGGAGCAUGAAGGUCAACUGAUUGUCAUCAGGGACACUGAGGCACAUCGUUUGCAGCUGCCUUCCCGCAUUUAUGUUUGUGAUAACCCUCAUUGUCAACAGUUUUAUAUCAACCGAUCAGACUUAGACAGCCAUGCCAAUAGCCACAAAUCUAAUUCAACUGUUAUUUAUGAAUGUGCCUCUUGUGGCUGGUAUUCAGCAUCCCACACAGUUGCUUGCCACCAUGCAAAGACUGAACAUGCAGAUGAAGAAGCUCUUUCAUUAGUACACAUGCAAGUUUCUGUGGAUGAGUAUGGUCAGACAUCUAAAAUUAUUUUGUGA